UCCAGCCCAGAACUCUACCGGAACCCCCGAAAACGCCGAACCCCGCGGUUCGGUUGCCCCUCCCCGGGCCGCCCCGGCGCUUGCGCGGCGCUGACGAAAGCGGCGGCUCCGGCGGAUGUUGUCGCUGAGGUGAGGGAGGGAAGGAGGGGGUGGCCCGCAGCCCCCCGGUACCGAGAAUCCCAGACUGGUUAGGGUUGAAGUGACCUCAUAAAUCAUCUCGUUCGUCAUCGUCAGGGACACCUCCCACUAACCCAGGUUGCUCCAAGCCCUAUCCAACCCGGGCUCAAACUGGCAACUGAAACCACUAUAAAUUACACACAACCAAGGAAUGCCCAUCUGAAGCUUUCCUGAGUGCUGGUACAACUUCCUCCACAGAAACAUCACUCUGAAAGAAACAGCACCCUCUGUGGUGAAAUGGCUGAUGAUAACGAAGACCUGCAGGCAGAUGAAGAGCUCCCAGCUCCAGCUGAGGACAGCUUUGAGCAGCUGGAGAACGACAGCCCCGCGGAGCGCAGCGGCCACGUGGCCGUCACCGAUGGGCGCUGCAUGUAUGUCUGGGGAGGAUAUAAGAAUGCCCAAGUUAGGGGAUUUUAUGACUUCUAUCUGCCUAGAGAUGAAAUAUGGAUCUACAACAUGGAAACUGGAAGAUGGAAGAAGAGUAAAACAGAGGGAGAUGUUCCCCCUUCCAUGUCUGGAAGCUGUGCUGUGUGUGUAGACAGGGUUGUGUACCUCUUUGGAGGACACCAUGCACGUGGCAAUACAAACAAGUUCUACAUGUUAAAUUCCAGAUCCACGGACAAAGUGCUGCAGUGGGUCAGAGUAGAGUGUCAGGGGGUACCCCCUUCAUCAAAGGACAAACUUGGAGUUUGGGUUUACAAAAACAAGCUGAUAUUUUUUGGAGGCUAUGGGUACUUCCCUGAAGGGAAACAACGGGGAACUUUUGAAUUUGAUGAAACCUCGUUUUGGAAUUCAGGUCUCCCUAGAGGGUGGAACGACCACGUGCAUGUUCUGGACACUGAAACUUUCACUUGGAGCCAGCCUAUAACUACGGGUAAAACUCCAUCGCCGCGAGCAGCUCACGCCUGUGCCACGGUUGGGAACAGAGGCUUCGUGUUUGGUGGCAGAUACAGAGAGUCCAGAAUGAAUGAUCUCUACUACCUGAAUUUGGAUACGUGGGAGUGGAAUGAAAUAAUCACCCAAGGCAUUUGCCCAGUUGGCCGAUCAUGGCAUUCCUUAACACCCAUUUCCUCAGAUCACCUCUUUCUUUUUGGAGGAUUCACCACUGACAAGCAGCCAUUAAGUGAUGCCUGGAUUUAUUGUAUCAGCAAGAACGAGUGGAUACAGUUUGAGCAUAACUACUCUGAAAAACCAAGGCUGUGGCACACUGCUUGUGCAAGCGAAGAGGGAGAGGUGAUCAUCUUUGGGGGCUGUGCCAACAACUUGCUUGCCCAUUCAAAAGCUGCUCACAGUAAUGAAAUCCUCGUGUUUUCCCUCCAGCCCAGAUCUCUUGUAAGGCUGUGCCUGGAAGCAGUCAUCUGCUUUAAGGAGAUGCUGGCCAGUUCCUGGAACUGCCUCCCCAAGCACUUGCUGCACAGCGUCAAUCAGCGCUUCGGGAGCAACAACACCUCGGGGUCCUGAGCCCCCCCGGGAGCUGUGCAGGGCUGAGCUGUAAUCACCUUACUGAGUGUGGCAAACAUGAAACGUGUAUAGGUUAAACCUCUGUUUUGUUGUAGGUAGCUGCUUCCUGCCUUUUAAGUUGCAUGUGAAUGGCUUAGAGAGAACCUAUUUUUGUGUAAAGAUGUUUGCAAUAAAUGUAUUUAAUGCAA
Messenger RNA from Calypte anna (Anna's hummingbird), 1826 nucleotides. It is a transcript of the gene KLHDC2, whose product is annotated as kelch domain containing 2. The record is from RefSeq and is a predicted model, not a curated record. The transcript is spliced from 15 exons. Gene Ontology annotation, molecular function: protein binding. Bases 415 to 1638 code for a protein of 407 amino acids. NCBI's taxonomy places the organism in Eukaryota, Metazoa, Chordata, Aves, Apodiformes, Trochilidae.